UGUCUCUGUUUGCGUCCCUCCCAGGACUGGAGCGAGAGCCUGGCCCAGUGGGCUCAGGCCAGGGCCGCCCUCUGUGGCGCCCCGGCCCAGUGCCCUGUGUCUACCCCUGGGGCCGCCCCCCAAGUGGGCUGGAAUGUGCAGCUGCUGUCUGUGGGCUUAGCAUCCUUCGUCCACGUGGUGGGCCUGUGGUUCGCUGAGGGGCAGCAGUACAGCCACACAGCCGCAGAGUGUGCCCGAAAUGCCACCUGCACCCGCUACACUCAGCUCGUGUGGGCCACCUCAAGCCAGCUGGGCUGUGGACGGCAGCUCUGCUCUGGGGCCCAGAACAAGAUGGAAGCCUUCGUCUGCGCCUACUCUCCCGGAGGCAACUGGGAGGUGAACGGGAAGACAGUCGUCCCCUAUAAGAAGGGGGACUGGUGUUCGCUCUGCACAGCCCGCGUCUCGGGCUGCUUCAAAGCCUGGGACCACGCAGGGGGCCUCUGUGAAGUCCCCAGGAACCCGUGUCGCAUGAGCUGCCGGAACAAUGGACAUCUCAAUGUCAGCACCUGCCAGUGCCACUGCCCCCCUGGCUACACGGGCAGGUACUGCCAAGUGCGGUGCAGCGUGCAGUGCGUGCACGGCCGGUUCCGGGAGGAGGAGUGCUCCUGUGUCUGCAGCGUCGGCUAUGGGGGAGCCCGGUGUGCCACCAGGGUGCACUUUCCCUUCCACGCCUGUGACCUGAGGAUCGAUGGAGACUGCUUCACGGUAUCUUCGGAGACAGACACCUACUACAGGGCCAAGAUGACCUGCCAGAGAAAAGGCGGGGUGCUAGCCCAGAUUGAGAGCCAGAAAGUGCAGGACAUCCUCGCCUUCUACCUGAGCCGCCUGGAGACCACCAACGAGGUGACUGACAGAGACUUUGACACCAGAAACUUCUGGAUCGGGCUCACCUAUAAGACUGCUAAGGACUCCUUCCGCUGGACCACCGGGAAGCACCAGUCCUUCACCAGCUUCGCCUUUGGGCAGCCUGACAACCAGGGGUUUGGCAACUGCGUGGAGCUGCAGGCAUCGGCGGCCUUCAACUGGAACGACCAGCGCUGUAAAACCCGAAACCGUUACAUCUGCCAGUUUGCUCACGAGCACAUUUCCCGGUGGGACCCGGGGCCCUGAGGCUCAGGCCUGCCUCACCCCUGCCAGCGCCUGGAAGCACAGCCCUGCUUGCCUAUCUGUCCACCUGCCUGGGACAAGGGCCAGGCUGGGGCCACAAGCCCCAUACACCAAGAGUCUCAGACCUUGCAGGAAGUGGGGUAUGGGUACAAAUGAGGCCAAUGGGGAGUCUGGCAUGGGGGAGGGAGCCUUGGGCCCCCUCAGCCUGCUUUUCCUCGGGAAGAUGGAUCUCAACUAGGGCCAGCAGUCAGAAGAGACCACUCUCCUCCAUGUGGGCUGGACCCUCGGUGGCAGAUGGGGGGGAUCCUUGCUGCCCAGGAUGUACCCCCAAAAGGAUUAAACUAAAUUAUGAAUCA
Molecule: messenger RNA, 1502 nt
Organism: Manis javanica (Malayan pangolin)
Lineage: Eukaryota; Metazoa; Chordata; Mammalia; Pholidota; Manidae
Source: RefSeq, a predicted model, not a curated record